Molecule: messenger RNA, 2851 nt
Organism: Penaeus vannamei (Pacific white shrimp)
Lineage: Eukaryota; Metazoa; Arthropoda; Malacostraca; Decapoda; Penaeidae
Source: RefSeq, a predicted model, not a curated record
CGCUGUCUACAACAAGCACAAUGGAGGGACUGUUAUUGUGUCUGCUCGUGGCCACUGUCACUGGAGAGACAUUCUUGGUCAAACCGGCCCAAUUGGUUCUGCAGAAAAGUGAACCGCGACCCGUGUUACAGAUUCGGCCGGGUGAGAUCCAGGUGAAUGUUGAACCAGCCACGACCGGGGUUCAGUUUGGACUGGGAGCCUUUGAUGGAGGUUCUGUAGGUUCAAGCGGCCUCCUCGGAAUCGGCGGUUCACAGCUUGGUUCAGGCGGUUCUUCCCUACAGUCCACAGGGUCACAAUCCUUCGUGUCUUCAUCGCAGUCCUUCAGUAGCUUCCAGCAGGGUGCAGGUGGAGCUCAGGGAUUCGGAGAUGGUUCACUCGGACCGCAGACUUCGGGCAGCUUCCAAUUCGUGUCUGGCGGUUCGUCCCAAGGGGAGGGAAACUUCCAGCAAGGGACAGGCGCUUCAGCACAAGGAGCGAGUGGUUUACUGCAGGGACUCGACAGCGCCCAACUGAGUGGCAGUAGGCAAGCGCAAGGGUUCAGUGGUUCACUAGAAAACUUAAGUGGCUCUCGACAGAUAUCCAGCAACCUCCAACUUGGUGGUCUUGUCCAAGGGUCUUUGAACCAAGGAUCGGGACAGGCCCUUGGCGGUUCGCAGCAGGGUUCAGGAGCGGCAUCGCAACCCGGUGGUGCCCUUCAGCAAACAUCUGGAUCCUUACAAAACACAGGUGGUUCACCUCUAGGAUUUGAAGCUUCCCCACAGGGCUUCAGUCCAUCACAAGAAUUCAGCGGCUCCACAAGUGGUUCAAGUGGGGCCCCACAGGGUUCAAGUGGUUCAUCACAAGGGUUCGGUGAUUUGUCGCAAGGGUCUAAUGGUCCAUCACAAGAGUUCAGUGGUUCAGUCCAAACACCAGAAACUUCCGUUCAAGGGUCAAGCGGUUCAUCACAAAGAUUAAGUGGCUCCACGCAAACCUCCAGUGGUUCAUCACAGUUCAGUGGUUCCACACAGGGUGCUAGCUUUUCAUCACAAGGAUUUGGCGGUUCACCUCAGUUCUCAAGCGGUUCACCACAAGGCACAAGAGGUUCACCACAGUUAGGUGGUUCUACUCAAGGUUCCAGUGGUUCACCGCAACUGAGUAGUUCUACCCAAGGUUUAGAUGGUCCAUCGCCGGUAAGUGGUCCUACUCAAGGUUCACUACAAGGAUCAGGAGCCUCGCAGAGCUUUGGUGGCUCACCUCAAGGUUCAACUGGUUCAUCACAAGGGUUCAGUGGUUCACAAAGAUUUAGUGGUUCUGCCCAAGGUUCUAGAGGUUCAGCUCCAGGGGCAAGUGGUUCAUCGCAAGGGUUCAGCGGAGCAGUACAAGGUUCAACUGGUUCAUCACAAGGGUUCACUGGUGUAGAACAAGGAUCAGCUGGUUCAUCACAAGGGUUCAGUGGUUCACAAAGAUUUAGUGGUUCUACCCAAGGCUCUAGUGGUUCAGCUCAAGUGUCAGCUGGCUCUCCACAAGGGUUCAGUGGGUCUGCACAGGGUUCUAGUGGUGCACCUCAGGGAUCAAGUGGUUCAUCGCAAGGGUUCAGCGGAGCAGUACAAGGUUCAACUGGUUCAUCACAAGGGUUCAGUGGUUCACAGAGAUUUAGUGGUUCUGCCCAAGGUUCAAGAGGUUCAGCUCCGGGGGCAAGUGGUUCAUCGCAAGGGUUCAGCGGAGCAGUACAAGGUUCAACUGGUUCAUCACAAGGGUUCAGUGGUUCACAAAGAUUUAGUGGUUCUGCCCAAGGAUCUAGAGGUUCAGCUCCAGGAUCAAGUGGUUCAUCGCAAGGGGUUGGUGGUGCAGUACAAGGGUCAGCUGGUUCAUCUCAAGGGUUUAGUGGUUCUACCACAGGCUCUAGAGGUUCAGCACAAAAAUUCAGCGGAUCUGCACAGGGCUCCAGUGGUGCACCUCAAGGAUCUAGUGGUUCAUCACAGGGAUCGGGAGGUUUAUCUCAAGGAUUAGCGGGUUCAACCAAGGGAUUCGGUGGUUCACCACAGGGAUCGAGUGGAUCACCUCAGAGCCCUGGAGGUUCAGCCGCAGGAUCAGGUGGUUCACAAAGGUUCGGCAGCCCUGGACAAGUCGUGGGUGGUUCGUCGCGCGGAGUCUCCGAGGGCGGGCGAGGAAGCGCGACGGCUGGUUCCGGGCGGACGGGCGUGGCCUCCGCCGGCGCCGUGGCCGCGGCGCAGAAGAGCGCGGGCGCCGCCCUGUUCCGCAGCUCCUUCGACAGACGCCAGAACGCCGCCGGCCAAGGCCAGCGAGGCGGCGGCCGAGGAUCUCAGGCCUUCAGCAACUCUCCGUUCCCGUUGGCUCCGGUUCCUUCGCCGGAGAACAUCGAGGAAAUCAAGGGCGUGUUCGAGCCCCUGAACCUGCCCUCGGGAGCCACCCUCCUUCUGGGGAACAUCGCUGGCACCUUCACUUGCAGAGACCGACCUUACGGAUACUAUGCCGACCAAGAUAAUUCCUGCAGGAUCUUCCACAUCUGCUAUCCUGCCUUGUUUACUGAUGGCCGAACCGAGACUUACCAGUACAGCUUCAUGUGUGGCGAAAGAACCCAAUUUGACCAGAAAGAAAUGACCUGCGUCCACGAGAAGGAAGCCAUACCCUGCAGUUCGUCGCCGGAAUACUUCUACAGGAACAGCGAGUUCGGACUUCCUGAGGAACGCGCACAGUUUUGAAGACGGAAACCACGACCUCGCUUCAACUUGUCCAGCCUUUGUCUUCUGGAUCGCCCCGCUCUUGUGUGUUUCUGUGUGUUAUUGUUGCAUCCUUUGCACAAAGCAGUCUCUGAGAGACACGGGAUCACAAUAUCACAAUAAAUAACAAC